This is a messenger RNA of Pelobates cultripes (western spadefoot toad), 18674 nucleotides long. NCBI's taxonomy places the organism in Eukaryota, Metazoa, Chordata, Amphibia, Anura, Pelobatidae. The record is from the annotation of a GenBank genome assembly.
AUGAGUCAGCAUCAGUAUCUGCCUACCGGUAAGCUAAACUCUGUUGGGGUGAGGCAACUAGCUCCUUAUCCUCCAAGUAUUCAUCUGAGGCUUCCUUGUGGCAGGCACUAUCUUUGGAGGCGCCAGCGAUGUAGGCAGCUCGAAAGGGAGUCUAAUAUCUUGCAGUUUAGAAGGACUUGGUGGGUAAAACCUAUGGUGCUUGCGCUCCUUUAUAUCUCUUGGGGGGUGAGAUUGUGUAGAGACUUCCAUGGAUUAUGAGAUCUAUAUAUAAUUGAUAUAAUCUCGGAGUAUAUGCAGAGCUCCACUAGAAGACAUCUUAGUCCCCAGACUCCUCUUUUUGACAAACUGAGUAAUUUAUCCUCUCUACCAAAACCAUGGGGUUGUAGAACAUCUGCCAUAUCUAAUCAAGUGUGGGGAAAGGAAUGCCAAACCACCCAAACUAUCAAUGGUCUAGUGGUAUGGUAGUCAACAAAUUUCCAAAGGGUGUCACAAAAGUAAAACAAUGGGUCUUUGGGAAAUACACUUUGAGAAAAUUGUACAUUUUAAAGGCUAUAAACCCCGGCAUAAAUGAAAUGAAACUGAAGUUUUGUAAGAGAGCAGUGUGGGAGCACUUGUAGAAGUGAAGCAUGAGAUGAGCUGAAUCCAAAAUAUUGGUGGUAGAGCAGUUAGUUAAAGUUUGUGUUAGACUGAGAAGAAACUAGCACAAUGUAAAAAAAGGACAGUGCAAGGUAUAAUUAUCUGGAUAUUAAGUAAGGACAAGGAAAGGCAGCCAAUUAAAAGAUGGACUGAAUUAUAACAAUACUAAAAAUGGAAUACAACUGCAGCAAAAAUAAAGAACAUUAAAGCAUUUAACAACAUUUUCCUAGUUGAUCAACAGAUUUUUUAUGAAAAUAAAAAAUAACUAGGGUGGGCAUGUAUCAUCUUUUUGUAAUCUGUUAAAAAAAACAACAAGAUGAUCACAACAAGCUGGUCUGGGGUAAUAACAGUGUCAGAUAAACUGACAUUAUUAAAGCUAAGUCUAGGGUUUGACCGGAACUUCCAUUCCAUUUAAAGACCAUUUUUAUACCUGUGCUGCACAAGUUCAUAUUAAUUCCCCAAAGAGAGCUAUACUGGAAAGAUUCCUUUUCUAAUUAUCAAUGUACAAAUGUUUUUCCUUCUGCAUAGAAAUACUUUCUCAGAACUGUUUAUGACUAUUCUAUCACCAUAUAACUAUAUCUUCCUCUGUUUUAAUAUGCCCAUCUAUAUCAUUCUACUGUGUUUUUACUGCUCAGUUCUUUUACAUUAUGUGUUUCUGGUAUGUUUGCUGACUUGUUAAGUGUUUUUCUAAAAAUAAAUAAAGAAUGAAUUGCGUUUGGUAAGAAUUAAAUUUUUCUCAAUGUACCUGUCAACGCAAUAGCAUAAAUAAAAGUAAAAUAAUAAAUAUGCAUCUGUAUUAUUCCACUUUGUUCUUGCUGUUAAUAAUAAAGACUAGUAUUAAUUGUGUCAUGUAAUAAUUAAAAUCAUUUAAACUAAUUUAAAAUGAAACAUGUUAACAUCUAUAAAGCAAAUUUGAACCUCAUUAUACGAGACACACAUCAUGUUUAUAUGCAUAGUUAAUGUCAGGCAAAACAUAUUAACCCUUCCACUACCAAAAAAAAUGUACAAAUGUUUGUGAAAGAUGUGCCACUGUAUCCCAACAUGGUAUAAAUACAAAUGGCACCUGUAGCGGUGCUCCAACACCUAGCUUAGCUAUCUCUGCUAUUCCUUCCUCGAAGCUGAAAGAAGCAGUAUAAUAAUCCAAGACACUUUCCCACCAGCAACUAGACGAAACAUAGUUCUGGGAGUUCUAGGCAGGACAAAACUCAAGCGCCCCCUUCAUCCCCUAGCCACCCCACCCUUCCCCCCUGCCCCGCCUUCUAAAUACACACACAUUCACUGACAGAUACGGAUACAUUAGCUAACAGACAUACACACACACUGACACACACACUCACACUAACAGACAUACACUCACUCACUAACAGACACACACACUAACAGACCAACACACACACACUAACAGACACACACUCACUCACUAAUUAGUGUACAGACACACACUCACACACUGAGAUUGUGGAUUUGGGGUUUUCAUGAGCUGUAAGCCAUAAUCAUCGCACUUAUGACAAAUCACGGCUUGAACUAUCUUGCUUUGCAUGUCAUGCGUCUAUCUCAUAUAUUAGUUUCCCCUUUUACGUUGCAUUACUGAAAUAAAUGAACUUUUGCACGAUAUUCUAAUUUUUCGAGUAUCACCUGUAUAUGGGGGAAUUAUAGGCUAUGCAAGACAAUUUCAGAAUGCCUCAUAUGAAAAGGUCUGUACAUGUGUUUUAUUAUUCUUCAUGUUCUUAUUCUGUAUUGAUUUUUUUCCUGUUUUUAAAUAAGAAUCAAUGAGUGCUGCAUUAACAUAAGGGCUAAUGAAGAAUGAAUCAGAAUCCUAAUUUGCAUUUUUUGUUUUUAACUUUUUAUAUUUUUCCAGAAUCCAGUUGAAUACAAGAGUGGUAACCACAAAAAAACAAAAACAAAAAAAAAACAAAUAAAGACAAUUGAUAAAAAAAAACGUUGUCACAGUCUUCUACCACCUUCUAGUGCCUUCUAGUGCAGGGCACAUGGCACUAGAAGGUGGUAGAAGACUGUGACCACCUUUGGCUGCCCCAAGGCCAGUUUCCUCAAUGUGCCCAAUAUAUAUAUAUAUAUAUAUAUAUAUAUAUAUAUAUAUAUAUAGAUAGAUAGAUAGAGAGAGAGAGAGAGAGCUUUGCGUAUGUGAUUGGAUGGAUGAAUGUAAGUAGUUUGGCCUAUGACUGUAUGGUUUAUAUGACUAGUUACAUGGUUGGAUGGCAAUAAGUGGAAGGUGGGUGGGGGUGUGUUAUGUGGCUAAGUGUAUGAAUGUGACAGGGUGAGCGGGUAUGACUGGAAGGUGAGAUGGACUAUCUGACUGGGUGGAGAGAGGAAUAUUGUAAUUGGUUGGGUGGCUGAAUGGCAAUGUGUAUGAAGGAGCUUAUUUGUGUGGAAUAUGUGUGCAUAUGAAUGACAGGUGUAUUUAUGUAGAGUACUAGUGUGUGAACAUAGAGGUGUGGUUUAAUAGAGUGCCAGUGUGUGCAUGCAGGAGCAUAUUUGUGAUCAGUGAUCUUAUUUAAAACUUUGUCCUCCAAAUUAACAUCUGUACACUAAUAAAUUGCCCCACAACAAGUCAUGCAUUAUUGCAUGGUCUACUUUGAACAAAUAAAGAGCUUCUUCAGAAUAUACUGAGACAAUCAAAAAGUAAACAUUUCUACCUCAAAGAAGUCAGCAAUACAUGAACUUGCCCCCCCCCCCCCAUCCUUCACUUUAUCCCACUUCUCCGUUAUCUGGCGUAUCAAUCAUUGUAAUCUAUUGUCCCAGUAGCAUGUCCCUGAAGUCUACUGUGUCCAUGAACAAAGUCCACUGGGUCCAGACUGCCAGGUCCCUUGUGUGUAACCCUCAGCACCAAACACCAACUUCUCAAUAGAGAGUAAUUAUUCAAUUCGCUAGUACCAUAGACUAAGGGGUGGGUGCACUUUUUUCAGGUAAGAGGUAUAAGGCUUUAAGCCACAUUUAUUAUGCAUAUAGUCAUUGAUUUUUUUUAUAUAACAGUUCACGGGUAGUUGUGUGGUGUAGUAGUAUAGGCAUCUGUCCCUAAUUAUCUCUCAUGCCUUCUAUUCAUUUAUCUCCCCUUCACAUGUGUUCCUCUCCCCAUCCCCCAUUUAUGCCCCGCUCCCCAUAACUUUCCCUUUCUCCAAUUGUUUCCCUCUUCUCAUUACUCAUUACUUCACUUGUUACCUUCUUCUUUUUCCAUCCUUCUCUUGUUACCCCUUCCUUCCCCCAUUUCUCACUUGUUCCCCUCUUUAUCCCCAUCCCUUAUUUGCUGCAUAGGGUGCCAGGCGAAAAAGGGAAAGAGCUAUUCUCCUUCUUGCCUGAACAUUCCCACUGUACAACCUCUCCUGAAUGCUGCCCAAGGCCAUGGCUUUGGUCGCCUAAUGCGAAAUCCGUCCCUUUGCAUGUGUCAAAUAAAUCACGAGAUGAGUUGGCAGGGAACCUGUAGGUGGGUUCUCCUGCUCACCUUGUAACUCAGUUCUAGACGUAGAUUUCUAUGUUGAGAAUUCAUUGACUGAAAUGGGACAGAUUAUAUAUAUAUAUAUAUAUUGAAUGGGGCCCUUCAGUGAGUCUAAUGAAAAUGAGGGAGUUUAUUGAAGUUGAGUGAGACUAUUGAAAACUAAUUAUUGGCUAAAAUAAUGGAGUUAGAGCACCCAUAUCAAGUAGGGCAAGGUAGCCAUUUCAAGUGCCUUUUCAAGGUCUAGGCUAAUAAGGGAAGGAUGAGCCGACUUUAACUCUUCCUAACCUGCCCUUGCCAUAGCCGCCUGUGCAAUCCUGACCCCCAGCACAGCAUAUCAGCUCUGAGCAAAAUCCAGUUAAUAUGAGUAGACACAAUGUCUGGAAGAAAGGACUGAAGUCCGUUGGCUAUAAUUUUGGUAAGUUUGAUGUCUAAGUUAAGGAGGAUGAAGGGUCCCUAUCCGGCUUAGGAAGGGGGACUGUGCGGACUUGAUUCAAGGUGUCUAUUGGGAGACCUUCCAGAUAAGGAGUUGUGAGAAUAGGACAAAUAUGUUUUUUCAAUAGUUUAUAAUAUUUAGCCGUAACAGAUAGCAGAGUUUGAAUCCGGUACUUGGGUUGGCUAUAUGGUCAAGCAAUUUCCCUGAUGUUCCGCCUCACAGAAAGAAGUGUUGCAUUUGAAAGUUGAGUUUGGAUUGUGAAUGGUUAGCAAUAAAUGUGGGUAGCAUAUGCUUCAAUCUAGGUAAUAUUGCCAGAAUGGGGCCUGAGAGAUAUGGUGUGUUCAAGUGUUUGAGGUCAUGAUAUAGGACAUGAAAAUCUUGAAGCCAUUUUUUUAUUUUGGUAGAGGCAGUUUAAGAGAUUGAGUCCCUGCAUGACCAUCUUGGACAUCACCCAGAGCAACUUGGGGUCAGAAGCAUUUUCUAUUUCAUUAUCAAUAAAGUUUGAAAAGACUGUUGAUUAGAUAAGUGUGCUGGGAAAUGCCAAUGUCUUGUGAACUGGGGGGAGGGCAAAGCUGCUACUGUUAGAGUAAUUAGGUUGUGAUCUGAAAUACGAAAAAGUUCAAUCAUGGUUGUGGCAAGAUAGGACAGGAUGGUCAGUUGUCAGGGAUAUGUCCAGUCUGGAAAGAGAAUCAUAUACUGCAGAAUAGAAGGUGCAAUCCCCUUCCCUGCCAUGCAAAAUUCUCCAAGGUUCUUGAAGGUUAUGGGAGGCGGCAAAGUGAAAGAGUUGGUGGUCAUUGUCAGGAGUAGUGGUGGGACCUCUCAGGGAUCUGUCAUUAGAAGGGUCGAGGACAGCCUUAAAGUCAACUCCAGAAAUGUGCAGGUUUUAGCUCUAUUUGAGACAAUAACAAGAAGAGCUUUGCAUAAUAUGGAGCAGCCGUAGAAUGCAAUAACAGACAUCAUCAAUAGUUAGACAAUAGGAUGUACUGGCCUUCUUGGUCGAUCUCACAGCUAUGUAGCACGUGGUGCAGAGCAGUAUAAAAAUAAAUCGUCACUCCCUAAGCUGUCUGAAGUGAAAAAUUCCUGUGAAAAAAAGCUGGGCAAAUAAUGAAACACCCUCAGCAACAUGAGGGUUUAUUAUGUAGUGGCUGGUCACCGCUUGCUAGCCAGCUGCCACAUGAAAAUAGUAAAAAUAAAUAAAUAAAUACAAAUCAAUAGGACUUUCAUAUUGCUAUAAUGGCACCAUAACCACUACAAUAUGAUGUAGUGGUUUUGGUCCUUGAAGUGUUCUUUCACUGUAAAGAACUGCUCUGCUUACAUAGUGCUCAAGCUCUAAGAUAUACAGACAUACAGUUCAACCUUUCUUUUUCUGUUGUCAUCUGUGCUGUAAAUGAAUCAUUUAUAUAUUUCAUUUUAGUUUCUGUUUCUCUUUAUAUUCCCAGGUUCAAUGCUCGCAGUUUGCGUUGGGCCCGAGCCAUGAUAUUUGCAAUUAAUGAAAUAAAUCAACGCAUUGACAUUCUUCCAAGAAUAACGCUAGGAUAUCAGAUUUUUGAUACAUGUUUCACUAUUUCAAAAUCAGUCGAAGGCACACUGUCAUUUCUUACAGGACAAAAUGAAACCCAUCCGAAUUUCCGCUGUAGCGCUGGAGCUCCUCUUGCAGCUGUUAUUGGAGCUGGGGGAUCAGCUUUAUCUAUAGCAACCGCUAGAAUCCUUGGACUUUACUAUUUUCCUCAGGUAAAAGUUUGUUUUAAAAUCUUGAAAACUAAAGUAAGGAACCAAUAAAAAGGAGUGAAGCCAAUUUUAUAGAAACAAGACAUCUUAGCCAAUGAACUCUAUGCAUCUUCCACCAAAGUAUGUCUGAUUUGGCCUAGAUUAUUAAGUAACUAUGUAACCAUGUCAUUGUGUUUGUUGUUACUUCUUAGGUGGGCUACGCUUCUUCCUGUUCUGUCCUCAGUGACAAGUUCCAGUUCCCGUCCUUUACUCGCACAAUACCCAGCGACAUAUACCAGUCCAAAGGCAUUGCUGAACUUGUCACAUAUUUUGGGUGGACCUGGGUGGGAACAAUCGCUGCAGAUGAUGAUUAUGGGAAGUACGGCAUAAAGCUAUUCAAAGAAGAAGUAGAAAAAAAUGGCGUUUGCAUAUCUUUUUCAGAGACACUCCCAAGAAUAUAUAACAAAGAAGCAAUAGAUAAGAUUGUGGGCGAAAUAAGGAAAUCCUCAGCUAACAUCAUCAUUAUCUUUUCCUCUGAUAUAGAUUUGAGUGCAUUAAUGGAUGCAAUAGCAGAAACAAACAUCACAGGCAAAACCUACAUAUCUAGCGAGGCCUGGACAACAUCAGCAUUGAUAGCAAAGCCGAGUAAUUAUAAAUUUCUUUGGGGAACGGUUGGUUUUGCGGUUAGGAAAGCUUUAAUACCAUCUUUUGAAAAUUUCCUCCACGAGCUACACCCAGAAAACAGUACAGAUGACCUAGUGUACGAAUUCUGGGAGGAAGCUUUCAAUUGUACCUGGAGAACAAAUAAAGCAGCAUUUUAUACCAACAUAAGCUCCGAAGCCAACGCAGCUGGAAGGAGAAGAAACAUUUCACCGCAGCUGUGCACUGGAAAGGAGAAUCUUAGAUCUAUACAGAAUACGUACACAGAUGUAUCUGAGUUACGGCUAACAUACAGUGUUUACAAGUCUGUGUAUACAAUUGCCAAUGCUUUGCAUGAUUUAGAUAUUUGUGUAAAUGGUCAUGGACCUUUUCCAAAUAAUGAAUGUGCAGACGUACUUAACUUUGAGCCAUGGCAAGUAAGUGUGUUUUACGUUACUUUACUUUAUACUCUAUGAAUGUGUAUAUAUAUAUCACAGAGAUGGUGAUCACUUUCGAUUCAGCAUGUUAGAAUACCAUCUAAUGUAUAUAUAUUGAUACCUUAGAGAGGGUUCAGAGAAGGGCUACUAAACCGAUUCAAGGAUUGCAGGAUAAAACUUACCAGGAAAGGUUAAAGGAUCUUAACAUGUAUAGCUUAGAGGAAAGACGAGACAGGGGGGAUAUAAUAGAAACAUUUAAAUAUAUAAAGGGAAUCAACACAGUAAAGGAGGAGACUAUAUUUAAAAGAAGAAAAACUACCACAACAAGAGGACAUAGUCUUAAAUUAGAGGGACAAAGGUUUAAAAAUAAUAUCAGGAAGUAUUACUUUACUGAGAGGGUAGUGGAUGCAUGGAAUAGCCUUCCAGCUGAAGUGGUAGAGGUUAACAGAGUAAAGGAGUUUAAGCAUGCAUGGGAUAGACAUAAGGCUAUCCUAACUAUAAGAUAAGACUAGGGACUAAAGAAAGUAUUUAGAAAAUUGGGCAGACUAGAUGGGCCGAAAGGUUCUUAUAUGCCGUCACAUUCUAUAAUGUUAUGUGCCAUCUGUGGUCAAAACAUAUACAAAGUAUUAUUUAUUGGGAACACCUAUUUAAUGUACAUUAUGUACCAAAACAGCCUUCAAUUAUCUGUUAGAUUAAAUUUAACAAAUAGAGUAAAUCUAGAAAGGGACCUUAUUCAUAGUUUGCUUGAAUGUGGAAGUGUUAUAAUAAAUUAAAUAAAAAAUUAAUGCAAGCACAACAGUGUGUGUAAGGCACAUAAAUCAAUAUCCAGUGCAAAAAAAAAAAAAAACAUUUAAAUUGUCAGCUGCAUGCACUAUCACUAUCACAAUGAAAUAAGUGAUGUUCUACGAGCUGUGACCUACAAAGUAUAACAUAAGAUAUAUAUUUAUUUCUUACUCUUGUACAAUGCAUUAAAACUUAUGAUACAAAAUCAAUAUAGCAGAGUGCAGAUUACGCCACAGGUUGUAAAUACAACCUUUGUCAGUGCAAAUCCUUUGUGGUUAAACUCACAUAUAUCAGAGUCUUAGGAUUAAAUGCAUUUGUAGGAGAGGGAUAUUUCACCCUUACUGCACUAUCAAAGGCUUAACUCUCAGAUAAUGAGAAAAAAAUAUAAGGAUUCAAUAAGGCUAUAACGUUUAACAAUUUUAUUCAUUUACAAUAAAUAAAAAUCCUUGCUUAAAACAUAUGUAAACUCCUAAUUUAAAACAAUCCACAAAAGACAUUCAGAAUUUGGCGGAUCCAGCUCCUUUCCAAAGCGAUGGUUAUAGUAUACACAUAUUUAAAUAUUAACAUAAUGCACAGUGCAUACAUUAAAAUACGUGUAUAUAUGUGUAUAUCCAUAAUACUAAGUACAGAUUAAGAAACAGCGCAUACAUUCACGCAAAAUUACAGUUUUUGAUUUUAGUUUUUAUGUAAAACACCAAUCUUAACAAACAAAUAAGGGGAUUCAGUUACACCACAUGUCUACAUUGUUUUAAGCCCAGCACUACCUAACACAAUAUGCCAUAUAUUUUUGUUAACAUAGGUAAUUUCAUUACAUAAAAAUAUACAAUCUACAAUAAAAACAUGAAAGCGAACCACAUAUUGUGUAAUAAAGUUAAACACCAUAAAAGGGAUUGGGGAUAUAUUGCACUCACAAACUAAAAAUUGUCUACUGUCAAUUUUACCUUUUUAUGCUUUUUAUUUUUUUCAUGCUUUGUUAUUUCCAUUAGUGGUGCUCACUUUGGGUCAUAGUUUCUAAUAGGUGAUUUUAAGAAGCCUUGUAAAAUUUUAAACUGUAAUUAACUCAUUAAUCAAACAAUUUUUUUGUGUGUGCGCACGAUGUUCCUUAAUCUGCAUUUUGUAUAUAUUUCGGUCUUUAUGGUAGCAUCACUACUAAGAACUAAGUAACUAAGUACUGGUAGCUGUUCAUCUCCCAUGUUAAAAUUAGUAUAGGACGCCCUGAUAUUGGGGUACUGUGACAUAGUGGUGGGCUUAACUUGAUAUGGCCAUAUGGUAAUAUGUUAGAACUGAAUCCCCAUAUUUGUUUGCUAAGAUUGGUGAUUUUAAGUAGCCUUGUUAAAUUUAAAACUGUCAUUUUUUGUGUGUGAUAUGCUCCUUAGUUUGUAUUUUGUAUAUAUUUUGGGCUUUACGCCAAAACCACUACUAAUAAAUGCAUGCUCCGAAUGUGCUACCCCAAUUCCCUUUUUUCUAUAUCUAUAAUACUCUCAGUAAUUGCAUAAUUUUAAGAAAAUAUAUUGUUUUUUUAAAUCAAACUUUGCCCUUCUCAAUGCAACAACACACAAUUUUUUUCUUUGACACACACUCUGGACACACAAUCAUUGACCCACACAUCAUACAUUCUGACACACACACUCUGACACACACUAACACACACUCUCUGACCCAUAUAGAUACUCCUUACUCACACACACGCAGAAUAAAUGGCACACACUCAUCCCUUUUCAUUCAAAUAAGAUAUUCGCUUACCCACAUACAAGAUAGUCCCAUAGAAUAUUUUACUUACCAGCAGCCUUGAUGGGCCAGCACCGGGUCUGCAGCUUGUCCUUUUACUUCUUCUUUAUUCAAGCAUGACUGCGUCCGCUGAGAUAUAAUGACUGCAUAUUAAUAUAAAAUGGAACAGGUUUGAGGUGAUGAAUACUAGUUUUUUUUAUUAUUUAUAACAUGCUUUUAAUAUUUACAAUUCUCAUUAACAUAUUGUUCUUUAUCUGUGUUUUUCUACAGUUGAUGUACUACUUGAAAAACACAAAAUUCUCUGUCUUCUCUAAUGAAUCUCUAAAGUUUGAUGAGUUCGGUGAUGUAGAUGGCUAUUAUGAUAUUUUAAACUGGCAGUGGGCUUCCAAUGAGUCCUUAGUAUUUUCAAAAAUUGGACGUUAUACUGCCACUGGUAGCGGAGCAACCUUUGAACUCAGGAUAGACAAUAGUUCAAUAAUCUGGAAUACCCCAACUGGACUGGUAACAAAAUAGUUCAUUGUAUCCCCUAAAUUACCAAAAGCAUGCUAGACAUGAUCCUUAAGGAGUUAAUAGUAUACUUUUAUUUAAAUUUUAUUUUUCAAUCAUUGCAAUCAGGCGUCAUUAAAUUAUUGGAAGCGUUUUGAUAACUUGAAUAGUUUUCCUUCUUACAGAUCACACAAAACAAGAACAUUCUUACAAUGUUACAAACGGGAAGAAAUAAACAUAAUUAUAAUGUAGAAAGAAUAAAUAAUUUUCUCUAGCUACUCUUAAUUCAGAAAAUUAUUAUCUUUGUUCCUUUUUAAUCAUCACCAAUAUUAUUCUUUUUUUUUUUUUUUAUAGAUUCUUCAGUACAUAAAGAAGGCUCUAACACAAUCAUGGUUUUUCUUUAAAGUGAGAAUUCAAAAUAAAAGUAAAUGGGAAGUUUUAUAAUUUGGCUAUUUUUAUUCUUUGAAAACACUUUGAAUUUCCAACAAUUCUCACUUUAGUGAAUAACCCUGUAUAAAUGCAUUCUUUAAACAAUGAAAGUUCAAACUCACAGGGUUCUUUACUGACAGGGUUAUUCACUGACAGGGUUAUUCACUCGCAGGGUUAUUCACUGACAGGAUUAUUCACCAACAGGAUUAUUCACUGACAGGGUUAUUCACUGACAGGGUUAUUCACUCGCAGGGUUAUUCACUGACAGGGUUAUUCACUGAUAGGGUUAUUCACUCGCAGGGUUAUUCACUCGCAGGGUUAUUCACUGACAGGGUUAUUCACUCGCAGGGUUAUUCACUCGCAGGGUUAUUCACUGACAGGGUUAUUCACUCGCAGGGUUAUUCACUAACAGGGUUAUUCACUGACAGGGUUAUUCACUCGCAGGGUUAUUCACUGACAGGAUUAUUCACCAACAGGAUUAUUCACUGACAGGGUUAUUCACUGAGAGGAUUAUUCACUCGCAGGGUUAUUCACUGACAGGAUUAUUCACCAACAGGAUUAUUCACUGACAGGGUUAUUCACUAACAGGGUUAUUCACUCGCAGGGUUAUUUACUGACAGGUUAUUCACUCGCAGGGUUAUUCACUGACAGGAUUAUUCACCAACAGGAUUAUUCACCAACAGGAUUAUUCACUGACAGGGUUAUUCACUGACAGGGUUAUUCACUCGCAGGGUUAUUUACUGACAGGUUAUUCACUUGCAGGGUUAUUCACUGACAGGAUUAUUCACCAACAGGAUUAUUCACCAACAGGAUUAUUCACUGACAGGGUUAUUCACUGACAGGGUUAUUCACUCGCAGGGUUAUUUACUGACAGGUUAUUCACUCGCAGGGUUAUUUACUGACAGGUUAUUCACUUGCAGGGUUAUUCACUGACAGGAUUAUUCACCAACAGGAUUAUUCACCAACAGGAUUAUUCACUGACAGGGUUAUUCACUGACAGGGUUAUUUACUGAGAGGGUUAUUCACUCACAGGUUAUUCACUAUUAGGGUUAUUCGCUGACAAGGUUAUUCACUGACAGGAUUAUUCACUGACAGGUUUAUUCACUGGCAGGGUUAUUCACUGCCAGGAUUAUUCACCCUCAGGGUUAUACACUGACAGGGUUAUUCCCUCGCAGGGUUAUUCACUAACAGGGUUAUUCACUGACAGGAUUAUUCACUCGCAGGGUUAUUCACAGGCAGGGUUAUUCCCUCACAGGUUUAUUCACUGACAGGAUUAUUCACUGGUAGGGUUAUUCACUGACAGGGUUAUUCACUAACAGGGUUAUUCACUGACAGGGUUAUUCACUCGCAGGGUUAUUCCUUCACAGGUUUAUUCACUGACAGGAUUAUUCACUGGUAGGGUUAUUCACUGACAGGGUUAUUCACUCGCAGGGUUAUUCACAGGCAGGGUUAUUCCCUCACAGGUUUAUUCACUGACAGGAUUAUUCACUGGUAGGGUUAUUCACUGACAGGGUUAUUCACUGACAGGGUUAUUCAGUAAAGAAAGAACUCAAAGUAAAUCUAAAAUUUAAGGCCAGAGUAGCCAAACUGGAAGUAUAGCUGAGUUGGAGAAUUUUUCCAGUGGAGCUACUCUGGCCUUAAAUUUGAAAUUCACUUUUAAUUUUUACUUUAGGGAAUCAUCUUGUAAAGUGUGACUUGUCUGGAGUUCAAAGCAAAUUCAAAAAAUGUAUACCACAAUGGCAAAUUUGGAAAUUUAUUUUGAAUUCACACUUUGGUGAAUAUUCCCAUCUGUAAAGAAUGCAACGUGAUUAGAACAAAAUCAGAGUUUACUAACAAAAUGCUUUUUUUGUGUGCUAUCUUUAGCCUCCUCGUUCUGUGUGCAGUGAAAGUUGUAUUCCUGGGACAAGAAAAGGCAUUAGGCAAGGGGAGCCGGUUUGUUGCUUUGACUGUAUCGCAUGUGCAGAUGGUGAAAUAACCAACGAGACAGGUAUCAUAGUGAUUAUGCCCUUACCUCUAUUUUCCUGAUAAAUAUAUUUUCAAUUUUUUUGUCAAUCUUUGUUUUAUUGAGUUAAAUAUAAUAACAUUACAAGAAUUCAAGAUACAAUAGACAGGAGUAGCUUGGUAGAUUAGCAAUACCUAAUUGUUUGUAUUAUUAACAGGCUAUAACAGUAGGAUAUACAGCAGAUAAUCCACAGAAGCCCAACACAUCCUAUCAUUUCUGCAGCCUAGAUUUUACUAAUUAAAUCAUGUGAGGAUAAGGCAAAUUAGGGUAGCCAAAGUAGUUAUUUAACGGAGCAAUAGAUAACAGCUUAAGAGGGUUAGGUGCAGGGCCGGCCCGUCCAUAGCCCGCAGUGGAGCCACGGCUCCAGGCAGCACUCUGACAGGGGCGGCAUUUUGUAAGUUAGGCGGCCGCCUAAGGUCUCGCGGCCACCUAACUCACCAUAGGGCAGGCAGACUGUGUCAGGUCCUCUGUCUUUCACUGAGGACGCAACACCAGGAAGGGGCCCGGCAUGGGCACCAGGAAGGAAUGCUGCCGGGUGCGAGACCCCUCCAGUCUGCCCUGAGAGGCAGAGAGCCAGCACAGUCUGCAGCUCCGCCUGGUGUGAGCUGCAGACUGUGCAGUGUCUCACGAUCUCUGGCCAAUCAGAUUGUUGCCGCAGGUUACCACGGCAAUGCUCUGACUUCUGGAUAUUGCUAGACACUGCACAGUCUGCAGCUCACACCCGGCUUUCAGCCUCUUAUGGCAGAUUGGAGAGACAGCCCUCCGGACCACCAGGGAUCAAAGACACAAAAAUAAAGGUAUUUUUUUUUCAAUUAAAAUCCCCUCCCUCAUUGUCACCCCACCCCACUGUGUCACCCCCUCCCUCUCUCAGUCACUCUGCCACCCCCUCCCUUACUGUGUCACCCCCUCCCUUACUGUGUCACCCCCUCCCUCAGUCACUCCAACACCUGUCACCCCCUCCCUUCCUCAGUCACUCUGCCAUAUCCUCCCUUACUCUGUCACCCCUCCCUCCCUUCCUCAGUCCUUUUUGCUUGGUGUAGUUUUGUUGGAGAUAGGUGUAGAGGGGGCAGCAUUUCAUCCUUUGAUCCAGGCAGCACAAUGCCUUGUACCAGCCCUGGUUAGGUGGCACCCCAACACCACAGCGAGACACUCCUGGGGUUAAUACAAGGAAUACAUGCUGUUCUCACACUAUUACUAAUACGAGCCUAGAGCCCUCGUGUGAGACCUUGAGAGUGCAUCAACUGAUUAAAUAACCACCAGAUGGUGUCAGCCAUAUGUUACAUUAGUAUUUAAAACAUAUCAAAAGAGUAGAAAACUAGGGUAGUAGUGUAGGGAUCAGGUGUAACUAUAAAACAGUGCACAUCAGAACAGAGAGCAUAUCACUGGUAAAGAAUAACUAUCACUGCAGUGAAGCACUCUUGGUUAUAAACAUGGACACAGUUCACAGCCCAUGGUGUUAGCCAGUUCCCUCAUUGGGUAGAGUGUUGGCAAGUGCUUGGAGGUACCGGAGAGUGAAGGUGAGCCAAUGGUUAAGGAGAGGCCCCUCCACAGCCCCAGGCCUUAUGUAGGGUAGGCAUCUGUGUACCACAGACUCGGGAGCUCUGUGAGGCCCGGUCUCUCAUUAUGGCUGCUGCGGAAGGUCCUAGUCUUCUGGCGGUGUCGACAAUGCUUCAGAGGUAACUUCUAUGUGACCCUAGGCCCAGAUAGGCAUUUAGCAUGUGCAGAGGGUGCGAAGGUGUACGCUUUGCCAGAGACAGGCCUGCUCCGCUCAGAUCUCCAGCUCUCUUCACCUUCCCUCCAUGGGUUCAAGGAAGCCGAGUAAGGUGUUGCUCUAGCACGUCCCAGAAGUGUUGGAAGAUCAGGUCCAGUUCUGUGGGUGAGGACUGCGUGGGUGCAGACAUCAAUGGUCGGGUUGCGUCCGCCAUAAUGCUAGGUCCGGUAUGUUCGAGCCUGAGCUAUAGUGGGUAGCAGGAUUCGAAAGUGAUGCAUGUGUUUUGGGUUGGUGGGGACCUGGAUAAACCCCGCUGGCUCAUGGGGGGGAACAGGGGCUUUGCGUUACAGGUAAGUGAAACAGCGGGAGAGCGGCGUCUCCCCCUGCGCCGACCAUGCUUGUAGGCGUGAUGUCUGAGCUGUCGGAGCUGGUGUGAAGGUCCACUUGUGUGAUAUCAUCAUGUAGGUCUACGAUUGCCUGACAGACCAAAUAAAUCGGGUCACAGCCUCUGCUCGGCUCAAAUUAGCAUUAGUUGCGGUAAGAUGUAAGAGCUGCUGUGACAUGUGUCUGCUUCGCUCUGCAGUCAGGCCCCGCCUCCCUAAAAAAUGUAAUUCAUUAAAAUUAAAUUUCAGGGUUAUUAACUAAAGGGGAAAUUGUUGGGAAUUCAAAGUGAAUUCAAAAUUUAAUGGGACACUAAAUUAUAUAGUCAUCAGUUCAUGACAUGGAGCUGUAACCUAGUUGGAUUAUGCAGCAGGACAAUAAUUCAAAAUACAAGAAUACAGCCAGUAUAGAAUGGCUCAAAAGAAACAAAAUCAAAGUCCUUAAUUUAACCCACUGAGAUGCUGUGGCAUGAUCCUAAACAGGAAGUUAAUGCUCAGAAACCUCCAAUGUUGCCAAAUUACAGCAAGUUUGCAAAGAAGAAUGGGCAAAAACUCUUCCAAAACAAUGGAAAAGACUAACCUCCAAUUAUCGAAAGCCCUUUGUUGUAAUUCUUGCUGCUAAAGGUUCAUGGUGCAGUUAUAUUUUCACACAGGGACAAUUGAUGUUGGAAUCCCUUUUAACUAAAUACAAUUAUAAAUUGAAAACAAAUGUAUUUUGUAUGAAACCAUUCAGGGUAAUAAAUAUGAAAAAUAGAGUAAAUCAGUAAUGGGCAAAUAUUUGUUUUUCACUUUCUGUCAUUUGCUUUCUGGUGAGAUUUUUUUUUCUACCUGAUAUUUAGUUUGUUAAAAUCUUAUGAACAGAAGAUUGGCUUCAUGGCAAGUUCGCACAUGCCAUUUAAUGUCUUGAGGGAAUCCAUGUACAAAUAUUUGUGCCUAUUGAAAUAUAUGAGAAAAUGUUUACAGAUUUGAGAUUACAAUGCUUUAGAUUAUUUUUCAACCACUCCAUAAACAACAGACACGUUAAACACUAAAGGAUUUCUUGCUCAUUUUGCCAAUAUGUGUCAUAUUUAUUAUACAGAGGUCAGAGAUGAAAUGCUUAGCUUUCCACUAUAGCCUAUUUAAAUGGAUGGACUACAGCCCCAGAUGGAAUUUUUUCCCCAAGUAAGUGAAUUAUUCACAUAAGCGUAGACAUUAGACUGUGAGAGUAGGACCUGCCAAAGAUGGGGUACAUUGAUGUUGUUGUAAGUUUAUGCAAUGUAUGAUCAUAUAAUGUAACUAAAUCUCCAAUUUUUUUUUGCAUAGAUUAGGUGUUUUUAAAAAAAAAAAAACUUUAGAAAAAAACUUUAAAAAAAAACUAAUAAAAUCUGUCUACCUUGAAGUUGCUGUUUAGUAGAUAGGAGAGUGCGCUGGAUCUUGUGUAUUGUUUAUUGAAUAAUUUGGCCCCCAGCAGCACCCCAUUUAAGCAUGUUCAGGUGAGUGCAACCACCCCCCCAUGUUUCAUAUAUAUGUAUAUUUGGGAGUCUAGCCAACUCCUUGGUUUUGCACCCAUCCCUGUUACAGGUUCCUCAUCUCAGGUCCCUACUUAGCCUUGUACUGCAGAGAGCCUCAGAUGGAUUUUUUUCCCCAAGUAAGUGAGUUAUUCACAUAAGAGUAGACAUUUGCCUAGGGCUUGGGCCUGGAGCUGCAACUGGAUCAGUCCCUAUGUUAAUCCGGCCCUGGGAGGGGGUGGAGGAUUGUCCUUACCUGUCUCUAAUUCUAAAUGAACAUUUUUGUUAAUGAUACAUUUCUCACUAGAUUCCAUAUUAUUUUUGCAGAUGCAAGAGAAUGCAUUGCCUGUCCAUCGGACUUCUGGUCAAAUUCCCACAAGAAUGAAUGUGUAUUGAAGGAAGUGGAAUUUCUUGCCACUGAUGAGGCAUUGGGGAUCACAUUAGUAUUCUUGGCUGUAUUUGGAGCAUCCCUCGUCAUUGCCUUUACAGUUAUCUAUGUGAUGUACAGAGAAACCGCUUUAGUCAAGGCAAACGAUCGUUCCUUAAGCUUUGUCAUCCAGAUAUCCCUGGUUUGCACUUUUAUGACAUCCAUUCUGUUUGUUGGCAAACCAGAAGAAUGGUCCUGUAUGGCACGCCAAACUACUCUUGCCUUGGGAUUUUCCCUCUGCUUGUCCUGUAUUCUCGGAAAAACUAUUGUUUUGAUGCUAGCUAAAAGGGCAGCAAAAUCUAAAGUUGCUGAUAAAACUAAACAAAUAACUAUGAAACCUCUCUAUCAAAAAAUAGUUGCUGUUAUUGGAUUGACUAUUGAAGUUGGAAUAUGCAUAGCCUAUUUAAUUAUAUACCCCCCUUGGGUCUAUAAAAAUAUGGAAUCCCAAAAUGUCAAAAUUAUUCUGGAGUGUAAUGAAGGCUCAAUUGAAUUUCUGUGUUCCAUGUUCGGGUUUGAUGUUUUCCUUGCUAUAUUAUGUUUUAUAACUGCUUUUGUAGCCCGUAAACUUCCAGAUAACUUCAAUGAGGCCAAAUUUAUAACUUUUGGAAUGUUGGUCUUCUUCAUUGUUUGGAUAUCUUUUGUCCCAGCAUACCUAAGCACAAGAGGGAAAUUUAAAGUAGCCGUUGAAAUCUUUGCUAUUUUAGCAUCAAGUUUUGGGUUACUUGGUUGCAUUUUUGUCCCAAAGGGAUAUAUCAUUUUACUGAAACCGGAAAGAAACACAGAAGAGAUUGUUGGAGGCAGGCAGGCUACUAAUGAUAAAAGUGCACCAGCGACGUCAGCCUCCAUUACCAGUGAGAUUAACAAUACAACAAUAUCCACUGUUGUGCUUGAUGAUUAAAUACAACGUAUAUUCACUUUCUUUUAACCACAACCCUUUUCUCGUACUGCUGCGGCACAAAUAUUGCAUGUUAAUCUUUACUGUUCAUAAAAUGUUGCACAGGUUUGGCAUUGGUAUAGUAUUUUGUGUGUAUAAUUCAAUUUCUGAGGAGAAAGUGCAAUAGUUUUAUUUUAAUAAACGAUAAAAAAAACAAACAAAAUAUUCAUUCAGAAUUGUAACCAGACAAGAUGGCAUGUUACUAUACCUAAUUUUUUUUUACAGUUAGAAAACACAAACACUUAUUUAUCUUGAUGUAGAUUUUAAAAAAAAUUAUAUAUUUUUAAGACAAAUGUUUAUAGUUGAACAGCUAAUCAUCUCUCAGCCUCUGGUCUCAUUAAUAUUGAAUUAUUGGGGGGAAAAAACAUGUAUUUCAUAUAUUUACAUUUACUUGCCUCUUUAUUGAACUAGAAAGUUUAAAUAUAUGCUUCAAUGUUGUGAUGAGCAAUUCCCACCUAAAUGUCCUACAUAUUUGAGUAUGUGCGAACUUCAGAGAUAAAGAGCUUACAUUUUUAUGGUCUCUACGAUGCAGCUAUGGCAUGUUCUGCAUAUUUUGCAUUUGCAGCUAAUUUGUUAACGGAGCAUGGUAGAGUUGAUUAUUGCUGCUCAGUGACCGAUUAUCAUUAAGCAACAUAAUCCUUCUCCUCUGCUGGUCACUAACACUCAUUGAACACUAAAAAGCAUUGUUGUAAAAUUGAUGGAUGUAUUUCUGUAUAUAACUGCUCACAUCCUGUUAAAUAACUGUUUCAUCUAACGAAAUGACCUAAGUAUGUAUUUAUAUGUUGUCCACCAGCAGUUGUGAUAUACAUUUAUGAGAUGAAAAUAUUUGUUGCUACUCUAUUUUAUGCAGCAUCCGACAUAUCAUGUAGCAAUAUACUAAAGGAAAGGAAACAUACAGAAGAUAUGUCGGAUGGCAAACAUUUAGAAAACAAUCAAACUCAACAAGGCUAACUCAAGUGAUACCAUUAUAAUAGAAUAGGGAUCACAAGAUAAAUAUAACUAAU